Molecule: messenger RNA, 2031 nt
Organism: Asparagus officinalis (garden asparagus)
Lineage: Eukaryota; Viridiplantae; Streptophyta; Magnoliopsida; Asparagales; Asparagaceae
Exons: 7
Coding region: 12-1730 (572 amino acids)
Biological process (GO): intracellular calcium ion homeostasis; calcium ion transmembrane transport
Cellular component (GO): membrane
Molecular function (GO): calcium:proton antiporter activity; calcium ion binding
Source: RefSeq, a predicted model, not a curated record
CGGCGCCAAAAAUGGCAAACCUUUUCCUUUUCCUCUCCCUCUCUCUCCUCCUCCUCUGCCCUCCCAUCGCCGCCGUCCGCCCCAUCUUCUCCUCAGAUCCACUCCUCUCCGAUGGAGUUUCCGCCGGCGGCGGAGAAUCGCCGGGGUUCUUAUCUCUGCCCUCAGCUGCGGAGGAGGAGGGGAGCUGCGAGCAGACGUACGGAUUCUUGCCGUGCACGGCGACGGCAGGAGGGAACAUGUUCCUGGUGAUUGCUUAUGGGUUCUUGAUGUUCAAGGCGGCCACUUAUUUGUCGGCGGGGAGCGAGUUGUUGCUUGAGAUCUUGGGGCCUGGAAUCGUGGGAGGACUGUUCCUGCCUAUUCUUGGCGCUCUUCCUGAUGCCAUGCUCAUCUUAGUAUCUGGUCUUUCUGGAACCAAAGAAGAAGCUCAAAAGCAGGUCUUGAUUGGAAUUGGCUUGCUUGCUGGUUCAACUGUCAUGCUUUUGACAUUACUAUGGGGUACUUGUGUUGUUGUUUCAAAGUGUGAUCUUUCUGAGAAUUCGACUUCAGUAGAUUCACAAGACACAAAAGGGUUUAGUCUUUUUGGAUCUGGUACCACUACAGAUUUGCAAACUACUUAUGCUGCUAGAAUCAUGGCUAUAUCCAUUGUUCCCUUCAUCAUUGUGCAACUUCCCAGAGUUUUCAAGUUUCCAUCAGGACAACGUUUAAUGGUCUUGGUCGCGCUCAUUGUUUCAGUUGCACUUGUACUUUCUUACUGUUUGUACCAGGUUUGUCAGCCAUGGAUUCAGAAGAGAAGAAUAGCAUACGCAAAGCAUAAGCAUGUGAUUUCCGGCAUUUUGCAACAUGCCGAAAUGGAAGGUCUUGGUCGUCUUCUAACCAGCGAUGGAGAACCUAAUAUACCAGCCAUUAAAAAGUUGUUUCACAAAAUUGAUUUGGAUUCAAACAAUGUACUUUCAAAUGCUGAACUAAGAGCGUUUAUCAUAGGAAUCCAGUUUGAUGAAAUAGACCUGGAUAAAGAUGAUGCUGUAGCGAAAGUGAUGCAUGAUUUUGAUACAUCGAGAAAUGUAGAUGUUGAUGAAACAGAGUUCAUCAAUGGAAUCACGAGAUGGAUUAAUGAAGCCAAACACACUGUUGACACUGCUGGUGUUCACUCAAAAAAUUUCAUCCAUGAUUUUCAUUCGAGAACAAAAGAUGAACAUAACAUGUUGAUUGAUAAGAGUGAUGAGGUUGUCGAGAGCGUUCAAAAUCCAACUUGGAUAUGCAUAAAAGCCCUCUUACUGUUGUUACUCGGAACCGUGAUGGCAGCUGCAUUUGCAGAUCCUCUUGUAGAUGCUGUAGAUAAUUUUUCAAUUGCUACUAGUAUACCUUCAUUCUUCAUCUCUUUCAUUGCGAUGCCUUUAGCUACUAACUCCAGUGAGGCUGUCUCAGCUAUUAUUUUCGCCAGUCGAAAGAAGCAAAGGACGUCUUCACUAACAUUUUCUGAGAUAUACGGUGGUGUAACUAUGAAUAAUACACUUUGCCUGGCGGUAUUCUUGGCUCUUGUUUAUGCAAGGGGAUUGACUUGGGAAUUCUCUUCUGAAUCGCUCGUUAUUCUUCUUGUUUGCAUCGCGAUGGGCCUCUUUACAAGCUUCAGAACGACAUUCCCACUGUGGACUUGCAUGGUUCCUUACUUGUUCUAUCCGUUGUCUCUGGCAAUUGUUUAUGUGCUAGACUUUGUUUUUGGAUGGUCAUAGACUGUCCUAAUAAAGUAAUUAAGAAAAUUCAUGUAGAGGGUCCUCAAUGGCAAAUCAUAUAGGAACGUAGAAUGUGUUCUAGCACAUUUUAAAGUUGAUAAUUGCACGGAUAUAUUAUUCUGAUUCAAUCAUAUAGGACUAAUAACGUUUAUUAGUGCCACUGAUUUAAAAUAUGUAAGGGGACACAUGUCAUAUUCUCCUUCUCUCUAUGAUUUUCUAAAGAGGGCCCUCCAGAAUUAUUUCUAUUAACUUUUGUAUACUCUAAUCAGUCUGAUGAGAUUCUUUCUAAAUCUUACUUUGA